GCACUUUAAUAACUCCGGAAAAUUUUGGAAAACCAUACAAAUCAUGGCCUGGGUUCCCAAAUCCCGCUUCGAGCACGACCUAGUGCGCAUGGAGCCGGAUUUUAACCUGAUCCAUGGACAGAUCGCUUACCAGGAGAAGAAGAAGAUGGAGUUAUCAAGAGUACCAGAACCCAGAAGUAUUAGUGAAUAUCUUACGGACAGUAAAGAUCACCAUGGAUCGCCGGGCGGAAAGGGGCGGGAAAUCCGCGACUGUCUCCAAAUGAUGGAGAAAAUCCAGAAAAUAGCGGGCACAAAGCCGCUGGGGGAGCAUGCUACCAUGGAGGAUUGGGAGGACACUCGAACGGCGGAGCAGGAGGCGGUGGCCAUGAUGCGGAACUUUGGGAUGAUGUCCAUGAGCCAGGAAUCACUACCUUACCUACCGGAGAUCAGCAUUCCAGAGAUUAAGCAAGAAGAAAGCCAGCGUUUGUUUUUAAUAACUGAUCCUGAAUUCUUCACGCCACGUAAGACACGCAAACCAAAGGAUCUGGAACCAGCGGACCACAGUUCCAAAGAUUCCGCGGAUGAUUCCUUUCACACGGCCGAAAGUUCGAGCAGCUGCAUCUGGCUUUAUGGACCUGGAAAGUCCCAAGUGAGCAGAGCAUCGGAAAAGCAGAACCAGGAGAGAAAGCGGGAAAAGUCGGACACUUUAUUUAGUUAUAUCCAGGCGAUCCCAGUUGAGGCGAUCCCAGUCAAGGGAAAAAGGAAGAACCAGAGGCCUUCCCAAAAAGAAAGACGUCGCCUGCAGCAACAAACUAACCAAUAG
Messenger RNA from Drosophila takahashii, 802 nucleotides. RefSeq lists its product as uncharacterized. Lineage: Eukaryota; Metazoa; Arthropoda; Insecta; Diptera; Drosophilidae. The record is from RefSeq and is a predicted model, not a curated record.